ACGUACACAUUAAUUGUCUUAUCAGCUGCUCUUGAUUUACAUUCCGUUUACCAAUUUCACAACAAAUUUUUUAUUCAAAGAAAAUGCAAGCACCGCCGCCAGAGCACUGCCCCGGCGUUGAGAGCGAACAGGCCGGUUUGGUCAGCGCUUGUGCUGGCUGCCCCAACCAAAGAAUAUGCAGUGAUCCCAACAAAAAGCUGGAAGAUCCUGGCAAAGCGCUUGUUGCUGCUGCCAUGAAAGAUGUCAAGCACAAGCUUUUGAUACUCUCGGGCAAAGGAGGUGUGGGCAAAAGCACGGUGACCACGCUGCUGACACGUUACCUCGCGCGCAGCUACCCCGACAGUAAUUUCGGCGUACUUGAUAUAGACAUCUGUGGACCGUCGCAGCCGCGUCUUCUGGGCGCUGUUGGCGAGAAUGUACAUCAAUCUGGCUCUGGCUGGUCGCCGGUGGGCAUCGACGACAACGUGUGUCUCAUGUCCAUAGGCUUUCUACUCGGCUCUGUAGAUGACGCCAUCAUAUGGCGCGGGCCAAAGAAGAAUGGCAUGAUCCGACAGUUCUUAAGUGAAGUGGAUUGGGGAACUUUGGAUUUGCUGUUACUGGACACGCCCCCAGGCACAUCCGAUGAGCAUCUGUCCGUGGUCUCGUACCUCAGGGAUGACUCGGCGCCCGACUCACUGAAGGCAAUCAUUGUCACCACUCCACAGGAGGUGGCGCUGCUCGACGUGCGCAAGGAGAUCAACUUCUGCAAGAAACAGCGCAUCCCCAUUGUGGGCGUCGUCGAAAACAUGAGCAGCUUCCGUUGCGGCAAUUGUGGCAACAGCUCAGAGAUCUUUCCCGCCAAGACGGGCGGCGCAGCGGCCAUGUGCCAGGAGAUGGAUGUGCCCCUGCUAGGUUCGCUGCCGCUCGAUCCGCAAGUGACGCGCGCGUGUGAUUCUGGCGAAGACAUCACAGCUAUCAACAAUUCCACAACCGAAGCUCUGGCCACCAUCUGCAGCAAGAUUAUGGCUAGCCUUUAGAAAUGAAUUCAUGAUUUGUACUGUUUAUUAAAGUUAUGUGUAAAGAUA
Messenger RNA from Drosophila mojavensis, 1064 nucleotides. It is a transcript of the gene Nubp1, whose product is annotated as cytosolic Fe-S cluster assembly factor NUBP1 homolog. Gene Ontology annotation, cellular component: cytosol. Gene Ontology annotation, molecular function: 4 iron, 4 sulfur cluster binding; ATP binding; ATP-dependent FeS chaperone activity. Gene Ontology annotation, biological process: iron-sulfur cluster assembly. The record is from RefSeq and is a predicted model, not a curated record. The coding region runs from base 84 to 1016 and encodes 310 amino acids. The transcript has a single exon. Lineage: Eukaryota; Metazoa; Arthropoda; Insecta; Diptera; Drosophilidae.